AUGAGAUUCAUCGCCCCUCUCUUCACGACCUUCGCUCUCAUGAGCACCGCUUUUACAGCUCCGACUGAAUCCACCACCAUCGAGGUCCGCGACUCGCAAACCAAUGCCAUCGUUGAAGGCCUGGAACAUGCACACCCGGCUGCCACGACAAAGUGA
Parastagonospora nodorum SN15 is the source of this 156-nucleotide messenger RNA. RefSeq lists its product as hypothetical. The transcript has 3 exons. The coding region runs from base 1 to 156 and encodes 51 amino acids. The record is from RefSeq and is a predicted model, not a curated record. NCBI's taxonomy places the organism in Eukaryota, Fungi, Ascomycota, Dothideomycetes, Pleosporales, Phaeosphaeriaceae.